Aureobasidium musti is the source of this 648-nucleotide messenger RNA. Lineage: Eukaryota; Fungi; Ascomycota; Dothideomycetes; Dothideales; Saccotheciaceae. The record is from the annotation of a GenBank genome assembly.
ACUCACCUCGCUACACUCCUUCUGAUCUUGCCCAUCAAGACCAAUAUCGUCAACGCAACCAAGCUGUCAUUACGGGAGCUUCUCUCACUUUCUCAACCUACUUCCAAGGCCUCUAUCCACUCGGUCGAUAUCAACCACCUGGAGUGCCAGCUCAACAUCUCUCGGGAACAUCAGAGAUUUGAGGAGCUUCAAGAAAGAGCGCAAUCCAUCUCUGAUAGUUGCAAUAGGGACUUGCGGGUCAUGAACAAAAAGACUCUGGCCAUAUGUAUCCAAGUGCACAAGGACCUGACCAAAUCUGAAAGGCGCAGCUACCAUGCGCAGCUAAGCGAUUGGAUCCCGACUUUGUUGNACAUCAACGAUCGAGCUCUUUUGCCACUCGAUUACAAGAUAUCACCUAUCAAGCGCUUUAUCGGACAGACCUUCCUGGAUGACUUGAGAUAUGCAGAGUCUAAAGCAUGGUUGCUGGCAUACAUUGUUGAGCACGACAUGUCGAACAGUUAUCUGACGCUCAAAGCCUAUUGUGAAGGCACGUUGGCACCGUGCAUGGGAGAUGAUGCUUUUGUUUCCCGCAAGCAGUCUUUCAUAGAGCUCAAGGCUUGUAGCAAGAUCGAGGGCGGAGGCGUGGAGAAUGAUGGCAAGCGACAUCCA